Messenger RNA from Cuscuta epithymum, 2117 nucleotides. The record is from the annotation of a GenBank genome assembly. Lineage: Eukaryota; Viridiplantae; Streptophyta; Magnoliopsida; Solanales; Convolvulaceae.
AAAGAACUGAUGGAUGAAGUGUUUAUUUAUUUCGGUAAUCUCAUCUAAUCUAAUUUCAGUAACCAAACUAAACUAAAUUGGGUCAGAGUUGGAGGGAGCCACCCUUUGCGACAUCCUCUGUUAUAUAUAUGCCUCUUUUUCAGUGCACUUGAUAAAUCAUCUUGAUCAAAGUUGCUAUCUUUUUCCGGUGGGGAAGUCAUUUUCCGGAUACUCUCUUCUACAUCGAUCUUCCUAGCUGCAGUUUCUCUUCAGUUCAUCUCCGCCCAUCUUUCAUCAUUAUCACCGUCAUUAUCUGGUUCUACAUCUAUCGCAGCGGUCAACGGAGCCUACAGCCGUCCUCCAUUCACCUGAAAAGAUAUAUUGGAGAUACCAAUAAGCUUAUACUUUAGCUUGUGAUGGCUCCGGUAGCAGAAGCAAUCAAUCCUAGAGAUGUUUGCAUUGUUGGUGUUGCCCGCACACCAAUGGGUGCCUUUCUUGGCUCUCUUUCAUCACUUUCGGCUACCAAGCUUGGAUCCAUAGCAAUUGAAAGUGCUCUUAAGAGAGCAAAUGUGGAGCCAUCACUUGUGGAAGAAGUUUUCUUUGGAAAUGUACUCAGUGCAAACCUGGGGCAAGCUCCUGCCAGGCAAGCAGCACUGGGUGCAGGAAUACCAAACACGGUUAUUUGCACCACUGUCAACAAGGUCUGUGCUUCUGGGAUGAAAGCAACCAUGCUUGCUGCACAAAGUAUCCAGUUGGGAAUCAACGAUGUUGUUGUCGCUGGUGGCAUGGAAAACAUGUCUAAUGUUCCCAAGUACAUUGCAGAAGCAAGGAAAGGAUCUCGCCUUGGCCAUGAUUCUCUUGUUGAUGGAAUGCUUAAAGAUGGGCUAUGGGAUGUCUACAAUGACUGUGGAAUGGGAGUUUGUGCAGAAUUAUGUGCUGAAAAUCAUAAAUUAUCACGUGAAGAGCAGGAUGAUUUUGCAAUUAAGAGUUUUGAACGGGGUAUUGCCGCUCAAAAUACCGGUGCUUUUGCAUGGGAGAUUGUACCGGUUGAAGUGUCUGGGGGUAGAGGAAAGCCAUCUACUAUUGUUGAUAAGGAUGAAGGUUUAGGGAAGUUUGAUGCUUCAAAGUUGAGGAAACUUCGACCAAGUUUUAAGGAAACUGGAGGUACCGUGACGGCUGGUAACGCUUCUAGCAUAAGUGAUGGUGCUGCUGCUCUUGUCUUAGUAAGUGGAGCUAAGGUAGCUGAGCUUGGUUUAACUGUGAUUGCAAAGAUCAAAGGAUAUGCAGAUGCCGCUCAUGCACCAGAGCUAUUUACAACUGCUCCUGCUCUUGCAAUUCCAAAGGCUUUAAAAAGCGCUGGUCUAGAAGCUUCUCAAGUUGACUAUUACGAAAUCAAUGAGGCUUUUGCAGCCGUGGCUCUUGCAAACCAGAAGUUGCUAGGGCUUGAUGUGGAGAGAAUUAAUGUUCAUGGCGGAGCUGUAGCGUUGGGCCAUCCGCUCGGAUGCAGUGGAGCACGGAUAUUGGUUACACUUCUCGGGGUGUUGAAGCAGAAGAGUGGUAAGUGUGGAGUUGCUGGGGUGUGCAAUGGUGGAGGCGGUGCCUCGGCCCUUGUGUUGGAGCUGGUUUGACCAUUCCCUUUUCAGCAGUAUUUCAUCAUCUUGUUCGUUUAGAAAAUAUAACUUACAUACAUGUCUCUGCAACUGGGUUAUAUUGUAAGUAUUUUACUAAUAGAGAUUUUGUUGAGAUACAAUGAUGGUGGUGGUGGCCUGGAAACAAAUCACACACUACUUGGGCCACAUCAGUUUUCAUGCUUCCGAAUAAAUGUUCUUUUCUGUAUUCUUCUUCUCGCUUGUGUUUGUUGUGUACUCCCUCAUUUGAUAAUUCCUUACAGUAUCCAUCAAACCUUUUUAAAAUAUGAUUGAAUUUGAGACACAUGUUAUGUCGGGAUAGGUUCCAACAUGGUUGCCUUUCUCCACCUGAUGAAUUUAGAAUGUCCUAAUUUUCAUUACCAGACUGGAAAUCUGGUUAUUUGUUCAUUUCAUUAUCGCAAACAAUGUUUGAUGCUUCUUCUAUGGGUUUGGUUUAACUAGCGGUUAUGUAAAUUUCAACCAUAUUGUUCGAAGUAUGGGAAAUCUCGA